This is a messenger RNA of Nicotiana tabacum (common tobacco), 3784 nucleotides long. Its product is annotated as receptor-like kinase TMK2. The record is from RefSeq and is a predicted model, not a curated record. Gene Ontology annotation, biological process: protein phosphorylation. NCBI's taxonomy places the organism in Eukaryota, Viridiplantae, Streptophyta, Magnoliopsida, Solanales, Solanaceae. Gene Ontology annotation, molecular function: protein kinase activity; ATP binding; protein binding.
GUCUAUUUGUUGAAAAAAAUACAUGUGAAAUACUUUUUGUCUAUUCCAUCCAAUGAGGUUUGUUUCAACUUUCAUUUAAUAAUUUACAUUGAGAUUCUUAAGAUCUCACAUCCAUUUACACAAUUAACUAGCAAAAUCUAGAUGUAAAAGAAGAAAACAGAAGUGUGAGUAAUCAAAGGACAGAGAGAAAAAGAGGAACAUAGAGUGUCAUGAAAUUGUACUUGCCUUUAGGGUUUGAUCCACAUGUAAAGGAGUGAAAACCCCUGCAGCUCAAUUGUUCUUUAACUCACUUCUCUUCCAAAAUUCACUCACAUUCCUCCUUCUGUCCUUCAUUCUUUUUUUUUUUCCUCCAAAAAAAGGUACCAUUUUUUACAAUUCAGUUAUGUACUUUGAUCCUUUAGAUGAUGUGUUUGUAUGUAAGCAUUUUCAAGAUUAUUAGUUCAUCUGGGGUUUAGAAUUCUUGAUUUGAAUUCUCAUGAUGCAUGAAUAUGGAUUUUGAUUCCAGAGGAGUUGUUGUAUACUUAUGUACAUUUGCUGUAAUUCUUGUAAAUGUGGUUUUUUGUGUUACAAAUCCGAAUGAUUUCAAGAUUCUGAAUGAUUUCAGAAAUGGAUUAGAGAAUCCUGAGCUCUUGAAAUGGCCAUCUAAGGGGAAUGAUCCAUGUGGCCCUCCUGCAUGGCCCCACGUGUUCUGUUCUAGUGACAGAGUGACUCAAAUUCAGGUUCAGAGUUUAGGUUUAAAGGGUCCUUUACCUCAGAACUUGAAUGAAUUAGAUAAGCUUCAAAAUGUUGGCCUUCAGAAGAAUGGUUUUAAUGGUAAAUUACCUACUUUUAGUGGAUUAUCUGAGUUGAAAUAUGCUUAUUUGGAUUGGAAUCAAUUUGAUACAAUCCCUGCAGAUUUCUUUAAUGGUCUUAGCAGUGUUCAAGUUUUGGCUUUGGAUAAUAAUCCCUUUAAUAAAACUGGAUGGUCUAUUCCAAUUGAGUUGCAAGAUUCAGCUCAGCUCAGAGAUUUUUCUUGCACGUCUUGCAAUAUAGUUGGACCAUUGCCUGAUUUUUUCGGAAAAUUGCCUUCUCUUACUACUUUAAAGUUGGCAUAUAAUAGCUUAACAGGUGAGAUACCGGAGAGUUUUCGUGAUUCAAUGAUUCAGAUUUUGUGGUUGAAUAAUCCAGUUAAUGGUGGUGGAAUGACUGGUCCAAUUGACAUAAUUGGUACUAUGGACGAGCUUACGUCGUUAUGGCUUCAGGGAAACAGUUUUAAUGGAUCUAUUCCUGAUACGAUUGGUGAUUUGGCUUCUUUGAAGCAUCUUAAUCUUAAUGGAAAUAAGCUCGUUGGUUUGAUUCCGGAAGGAUUGGCGAAUCUAGACUUGGAAGACUUAGACUUGAACAAUAAUAUGCUCAUGGGUCCUAUCCCAAAGUUUAGAGCUGCUAAUGCUACAUAUUCCUCAAAUUCUUUUUGUCAAUCAACUCCUGGUGUUCCUUGUGCUCCUCAAGUUAAUGCACUUUUAGAUCUUCUUGGUGGUUGGAAUUAUCCGUCCCAGCUUGCUUCUAAAUGGACUGGUAAUGAUCCGUGUGCAGGUUCGUGGUUUGGAAUCAGUUGCAAUCCUAAAGGUCAUGUUACGAUUGUUAAUCUACAGAAAAAGAACCUUACAGGUACGCUUAGUCCUUCACUUGCAAACUUGGAUUCACUGCUUGAAGUUCACUUGGAAGGAAAUAGUCUGCACGGUCCAAUUCCAACAAACUUGACGCAGCUCCGAUUUUUGAGAUUGUUGGAUUUAAGUGGGAAUAAUUUUGACCCUCCAUUGCCUAAAUUCAGGGAUGGUGUGAAAGUCAUUACAGAUGGAAAUGCUCAUCUUGUUGCUAAUGUAACUGUGGGCGCUCCUCCUCCGAGUAUUGGCCCAUUUCCUCCAUUGAGACAUAGUCCUAAACCAAGUAAGGGGUUACCACUGAAAAACCCCUCGCCUAGUGAUAAUCGGCCAACAUUAUCAGAUACACCACCUUCCCCAGAGAUAAGGUCGGGAUCAGGCUCAGACUCAAACAAUAAGAAAACCGUUAUCAUUGUAAUUGUGAGUGCAGCUUCUGCGGCCUUAAUUCUUCUUGCGGUUGUUUUAACUUUCAAGAGUAGGAAAAAACCAAAGAAGGCCGCUGGUACUACUGUCAUCCACCCAAAAGACCCAUUCAACAAAGAUGACAUUGUUAAGAUCACGGUCUUAGAAGAUCCUAUGAUGUACACUGCACAGAGUGGUACUACAACUACAAGUAGUGGUGGAACAGAAGGUACACAAGUGAUCGAUGGAAACCUUGCCAUUUCAACCCAGGUCCUCCGAAAGGUAACCAGUAAUUUUGCACCAGAAAAUGAGCUUGGUCGUGGGGGCUUUGGAGUUGUUUACAAAGGUGAACUUGAACAUGGAACUCAUAUUGCAGUGAAGAGAAUGGAAUCUGCGAUUAUCAAUAGCAAGGCGUUGGAUGAAUUUCAGGCGGAAAUAGCUGUGCUUUCUAAGGUUAGGCACCGCCAUUUAGUUUCACUUUUGGGAUACUCUAUUGAAGGAAAUGAGAGGCUUUUGGUAUAUGAAUAUAUGUCAAAGGGCGCUCUGAGUAGACAUCUUUUCCGCUGGAAGAGCCUGAACUUAGAGCCUUUAUCAUGGGCUAAGAGACUCAAUAUUGCUCUAGAUGUUGCUCGAGGGAUGGAGUACCUUCAUAAUCUGGCACACCAGAGCUUCAUACAUCGUGACCUCAAAUCAUCAAACAUUCUUCUAGAUGAUGGUUUUAGAGCAAAAGUUUCUGAUUUUGGAUUAGUGAAACUUGCCCCUGACAAAGAAAGGUCUGUUGCUACAAGGCUUGCUGGAACAUUUGGAUACCUUGCUCCUGAAUAUGCUGUAACCGGAAAAGUCACAACUAAAAUAGAUGUAUUCAGCUUUGGGGUGGUGUUGAUGGAACUUGUGACUGGACUAGCCGCCCUUGAUGAGCAACGUUCUGAGGAAACUCGAUAUCUAGUUGAGUGGUUUUGGCAGAUAAAAUCGAAUAAAGGAAAUCUCAUUGCUUCAGUUGACCCAGCUCUUGAUGCGAAGGAAGAUAUCCAUGAGAGCAUUUGCACUAUGGCUGAAUUAGCCGGACAUUGCACCGCCAGAGAUCCUAAUCAUAGGCCUGACAUGUCACACGUAGUGAAUGUGCUUGGCCAACUUGUUGAGACUUGGAAACCUUUUGAAGAAUCGGAUGAAUAUGAAGGAAUUGACUACUCUCUACCUCUGCCAGAAAUGUUGAAGGACUGGCAGCAUGAAGACACUGGAGAUUUCACCGGUACUAGUCAGGAUAGUCGAGGAAGCAUUCCUGCCAAACCAACUGGAUUUGCGGAUUCAUUUACCUCAAACGAUGCUCGAUAGGUGAACUUGGUUCUGAGCUACAAAAGUCAUUGCUAUUGGUUUUGCUUGAAUUUUCAGCAUCAAAUUUGCUUUCUGCUUGUGAAAUAACUUAUGGAGCAUUGCGUCCGGUCAAUGGUGAAUAUACAGAUACUGAGUUGCCAUGAAUGAAUGAUCAAGUGAUCAAACUGGUGUCAUCCAGAUACAGAGCAAAAACUUGAGAAAUCCUUUGGUUUUUAAUGUUGCUUAUAGAGUUGUUUUGUUUUAAAUGCUGCUUAUUUUUAAGUUAUAUUUAGAAUAGCUUGGUUCAAACUGUUGUAUAAGUUAUUUACAUGAUACUGUUGACAGUCUUUUGUGUUUUCUGAGGGUAAGCUAUUGGAAACAUAUGUGCAUGCAUUUUAAGGAGAGUGAUGCUCAAAGUAAUUAUAAUCAAA